AUGUCUUUCUCCAACACAGACACUGGCUCGAAGAACGCCGACCCAUACACUGCGAAGAACCAAGAGGAGCCAUCGCUCAAGGAGAAGGUUGAGGACUUCACCCAGUUCGUCAGCAAGACCAAGUUCUGCCUCUUGACCACAAAGGCUGCUGGCACGGAUGGUCUGCUCGUAAGCCGGGCCAUGGCUGUGGCCGGUCAGGAGGGCAAGGGCGUCGACCUCAUCUUCCACACCAACACCGAGUCCGGCAAGACGGACGAUCUUGACAGCAGCCCCGACGUCAACGUUGGCUUCAUUGAUUCCGCAGGCGAGUGGGCGUCGAUCUCAGGCAAGGCCAAGAUCGAGACCGACCGGGCUCGCGUCCGUGAGCACUAUUCUCCGGCGCUCAAGGCGUGGUUGGGAGACCUCGGCGAUGGCAAGCACGACGGUGGCCCAGAGGACCCUCGCAUUGGACUCAUCCGCGUGAGUGCCAAGACGAUCACGUACGCCAUCUCGAGGAAGAACUUCAUAUCCUCGGCGAUUGAGGUUGCCAAGGGUGCGGUCACCGGAGAAUCACCACAGGUGAACAAGCUGAGACACCUCGAGGAGUCUGAGCUUCAGCAAUGGCGAUCGUCGUAG
This is a messenger RNA of Ramularia collo-cygni, 615 nucleotides long. Its product is annotated as probable blue-light-inducible Bli-3 protein. Bases 1 to 615 code for a protein of 204 amino acids. The transcript has 2 exons. NCBI's taxonomy places the organism in Eukaryota, Fungi, Ascomycota, Dothideomycetes, Mycosphaerellales, Mycosphaerellaceae. The record is from RefSeq and is a predicted model, not a curated record.